UUGGGUUCCAGCUUGUCCCUGCCCAUCCAGCGGGGCCGUACGGACCAGGUGCAGGCAAGCGGACAAGCACCUUGUGAGGCACAAUGUAGUCUUUAAAGUCUUUAAAGAGGGUAGAGAACGUUCUGCUUUCAGGUAAACUCUUCAAAUCUGCUCUAUUUUCCUAUUUUACUAUCUUCCUAUCUUUUUCCUAUCCCUGUCCAUCCGUUAGCCCUAUAUCCGCCACAAUGACGAACCAACAAAGCAUCAAAUGGCCCACCCCCUCGCUGCCCGAUAGCGUCUUCAAGAUGUUCGACAUGCACGGCAAAGUCGCCAUCAUCACCGGCGGGUCUGGCGGAAUCGGCUACGAAGUCGCGCGCUCCCUCGCUGAAGCCGGCGCCGACAUAGCCCUAUGGUACAACUCCUCGCCCGCCGACGACCGCGCAGCAACACUCGUCAAGGACUUCGGCGUGCGCGCAAAAGCAUACAAGGUCUCUGUACAGAACUUCGACGAGGUCCAAGCCGCGACCAACGCCGUAGUCUCCGACUUCGGCGGUCUAAACGUCAUGAUCGCCAAUGCCGGAAUCCCAUCUAAAGCCGGCGGGCUGGACGACAAGCUCGAAGACUGGCAGCGCGUCGUGGACGUGGACUUCUCCGGCGCGUACUACUGCGCGCGCGUGGCGGGCGAGAUCUUCCGCAAGCAGGGGCACGGAAACCUCAUCUUCACAGCCUCGAUGAGUGGGCAUGCGGCGAAUGUGCCGCAGCAGCAGGCCUGCUACAACGCCUGCAAAGCCGGUGUAAUUCACCUCGCCAAAUCACUGGCCGUUGAAUGGGCGGGCUUUGCGCGCGUGAACAGCGUGAGCCCGGGGUACAUUGACACGCCGAUUAGCGGUGAUUGUGCGUUUGAGAUGAAGGAGGCGUGGUAUGGCCUGACGCCGCUGCGAAGAGAUGCAGACCCACGAGAGCUGAAGGGCGUGUAUCUUUACCUGGCCAGUGAUGCCAGUACGUAUACGACGGGGGCGGACAUUGUUGUUGAUGGGGGAUAUACUUGUCGGUGAGGCUGGUACAUAGACUAGAUUAUAGAAGUACGGUUUACGUUGUCUUGGUUUCUGUGGUAAACAAGUGGAUAGAAUGCCAGUGGCCAUUGAUGC
Molecule: messenger RNA, 1127 nt
Organism: Aspergillus versicolor CBS 583.65
Lineage: Eukaryota; Fungi; Ascomycota; Eurotiomycetes; Eurotiales; Aspergillaceae
Exons: 3
Coding region: 225-1034 (269 amino acids)
Cellular component (GO): intracellular anatomical structure
Molecular function (GO): oxidoreductase activity, acting on NAD(P)H, oxygen as acceptor
Source: RefSeq, a predicted model, not a curated record